UUGAUAUGGAUUCGAUGACAAAAAGUCUUAAGGAAGAUUAUUUGACAUGCGUGAUAUGCUUUGAACUGUUUAAGGAACCAAAGGUUUUGUCAUGUCUACAUAAUUUUUGUGAGGCUUGUUUGGAAGCAUUAAUCCAGAAAUCUUUGGAGAAAAACGACUUGAUAUGUCCAAUAUGCCGAGAAACUACAUCCCUGACAUCAAAAUCGGUUUCGGGUUUGAAAACGAACUUUAUAUUCAAAGAUAUGAUCAACAAAUUAUCCCCUUCCAAAGAAUCGCAUCCUAAAAGGAUCUGUUCCUUUUGUAUUCUCCAUUCUAAAGAAGUAGAGGCAACUCACAAAUGUGUAACAUGCAUGGAUCUGCUAUGUAGUUUUUGCACAAGACACAGACACAAUUUUACCAGGCAGAACGCUUAUCAUAACGUAGUUCAUCUCAGGGACUAUUUGGCGGGAAAAUGCAAAGCAGAGACGAAAUACGAGAUACCAUGCGAAAAGCACCACGAAAGAAUGCGUUUCUACUGUCGACAGUGCUCAGUUCCAAUAUGUAGAGAGUGCGCUGUUGUGGAACACAGAUCCCAUAAUUAUGUAUCGUUUGCAGAAGCAAGAGAGAUAGUAAAAGAGGAAAUGGAGAAAAACUUGCAAACUUGUAGAACAAAAAAAGAGAAACUGCAACAAAUGCAUUCAGCCUUGACAUCUAAAUCCGAAGAAUUGUCGGCGAAUGAAUCUUCCCUUAUAGAUUUAGUCGAUGUUACUUGUAAGGAAAUGGAAUCGAAGUUGAAACAACACCGUCAAAAAGUUGUAGAAGAAAUAAAACGAAAGUCGAGCGAAAAGAAGAAAAACAUUGAGAUUUAUGCGCAAGACUAUCUUAACAUGCAAGAACGAUUACAAGAAUCAAUUUCAUUUUGCGAAAACCUGCUAUCUAAUGGCAGUGAUUUAGAAGUUUUGUUCUUUUUAAACGAGAUGAGGUCGUGUUUAAUAAAAUACCCAGAUCCUGAAGAGAAGCGAAUGCACAUUUCUCUUCCAAGCCUGAAAGUAAAUAGAAAGACAGAAUACUUUGUUUUCCAGUUGGAGGAUGAUGUCGUUGAUAGAGAACAUUCAGCUACAGCAAGAAAUGACACAGAAACGUCCUCAGCGUUGAAUAUAAAUAUCACGAGUUUACUAGAAUCUCAAGAUUCCGAAGGAGCGUGUCCAGAAAACCCUGGUGAAAAACCUAAAAUAUCUGCAUCAGUGUCAGGAAAACCAAGCAAUGAAUCAGAUGGAACAAAUGCAGAAAAUCCUCAUACCAAAACACAGAAAAAUAAAACUGCUGUACAAUCAGAAACAGCUCAUGUUCCCAAGUGUUUAAACACAUUUGAGGCUUUGGUCACAUAUGGCGAAAAGUCCCCAAGUUACACAUGCAUUACGUGGAUUGACAAAACAUCUUUUGCUCUUGCAGAUGAGAACAACCAAGCAGCUGUAAUUGUUACAACCAAUGGGGAAGGCAUUCAAAUUCGAACGCACUCAGUAAAAGGUAUAGCCGCCAUUACAAAGUUUGGUAGUUUUCUUGCGUUUAAAACGCAAUCAGGCGAAGUCAAAAUUUUUUCCUAUCCGAACUUGAUAUUAGAAACAGUUUUUAAAGGGGCGUAUGCUUUAACAUCACGCUCGGCAGAGUUGAUUUGGAUAACAAAAGAAAAGAUAAUAAAAUUCAAUGAUGUUAAAAUUGAUGAAAGGAAAAUUACAGACGAAGACGGAAAUCCUUUUAGAUUUACAAGGCCGUUACAUGUUUGUUGUCUUUCGAAUAAGACUUGCGCUGUUACAGACAAAGUUGCCGAUUGUCUGUUUUUUCUUAAUAGAAAUGGUCAAAUAUCGAGACGGCACUUAUUUACAGGGAAGCUAGGUGCACUUUCUUGUGACAAAGAAAAUCGUCUUUAUAUGGCAUUUUAUGAAACAGAUAGCAUCUGUAUUAUCAACGUAAAUGGAGAAUGUUUGCGGACAAUUUCACUAACCUGCAUUUUACGAAGACCAAGAGGUAUAUCGGUUCUAAGUGAGGAAGAAAUUCUGGUGUCCAGCAAAGAAAACGUCGUUCUUAUUUCUUUAAAAUGAUAAAUUGAAUUUCUAAAGGAAACAAACAGAAUAUACCAAUUAAUUUCAAACUCAUUUUUAUAUAGAUAUACUUUGUGAAGAGUUUUUUUUUUCAAUGCGAAAUGUCCAGCAAAGAAAACGUCGUUCUUAUUUCUUUAAAAUGAUAAAUUGAAUUUCUAAAGGAAACAAACAGAAUAUACCAAUUAAUUUCAAACUAAUUUUUAUAUAGAUAUACUUUGUGAAGAGUUUUUUUUUCAAUGCGAAAU
Molecule: messenger RNA, 2323 nt
Organism: Saccostrea echinata
Lineage: Eukaryota; Metazoa; Mollusca; Bivalvia; Ostreida; Ostreidae
Product: tripartite motif-containing protein 2-like
Exons: 1
Coding region: 6-2078 (690 amino acids)
Biological process (GO): positive regulation of DNA-templated transcription
Cellular component (GO): chromatin; nucleoplasm
Molecular function (GO): zinc ion binding; ubiquitin-protein transferase activity
Source: RefSeq, a predicted model, not a curated record